CACAAGAGUCUCCUUUGCCCGGCACAAAAGCAGGUGAACUUGGAGGUUGAAGCGAAGAGCCCCGCUCAGUCCACACACAGGCACACCAGAUCUGUAAAAUGGGUGUGACGGGGAGGACAAACUGACCUGAGCUGGACAGACAACACCAGACCCUGAGGAUGCUGGAAGAGGAACAGUGCUUGUGAGACUGACCUGGUGACCAUGGGCGAGCAGCAGCAGCUCUGUAGUGAAACCGGAUGGUGCAUGGAGUUACAGACAGUUUAGAGCUACGUCUCGUUUCCCCUAAGAGGGCACCCUCAGAUCAUCUUGGGAAGGGAGAAAGGAUGACAGCAAUGGAUCACCAGUUCCCUUCUUGGAUCGUUGUCAAUGAGAGCACAUCCAUAAGCAGGGAACAACUCAAUUAUUUACUGGAGACUUAUAAUGUUUUCUAUGAAAACCAGAAAAAUCUGCAUAUACUGUAUGGGCAGACCGAAGACGGACAGCUGAUUGUUGAAGGGAUGCUGGACAUUUUCUGGGGAGUCAAACGACCCAUACAGCUGAAAAUACAAGAUGAGAAGCAAAUCUCUUCCUUUGAUCUGUUGAACACACCGGAAACCUUUUCCAGCAAAGGGAGGAUGACUCGCUGGGGAGAAUUUGAUGACCUUUACCGUAUCAGCGAGCUGGACAGGACCCAUGUUCUAGCAUCUGAAGCCAGGCAUUCCCCGGAAGACUAUUUAUCUUACCACAGCACUCUGACACCAUACGCAGACGAAGAGCCGGAAUCCCCAUUGCUCUACAGGACCAUGAGUGAGGCAGCUUUGGUGAGAAAAAGGAUGAGGGCCCCAGAGAUGUACAGAAAAGAUAGAAUGGGGGUGCUAAGUAACCACAGAGCCUCUAUCAACGGACACGUCUAUGACCAUGAGACAUCCAUCUUCACCCCAACUUUCGGAUCAGAGACUAAGGUCAGAGCCAAUAGUAUCAUGAGAACUGAAGAAGUAAUAAAGCAACUUCUCCAGAAAUUUAAGAUUGAGAAUAGCCCUCGGGAUUUCGCUCUUUACAUUAUUUUUGGGACAGGAGAGCAGAGAAAGCUAAAGAAGACCGAUGUCCCACUGCUGCAGAGGUUACUACAAGGACCAUCCAAAAGCAAUGCUCGGAUCUUCCUCAUGGAUAAAGAUGCAGAAGAAAUCAGCAGAGAUGUGGCUCCGUACAUUAAUUUUCACUUUUCUUUCUUGGAAUCCAUCCUUCAAAGAUUAGAUGAAGAAGAGAAAAUGGAGAUUGAGAGAAUUAUGGCAAAAUUCAAUACCGAAAGGGCCUUUAUCCUGAAGUGUCUACAGAGUAAACAGGCAGCUAAAACGGAGACCACAGUCUAGAAGCCCUGCUCAGCGGAGUUAGAGGGAGCACUGCAGAAUCCGUGUGUGGUCUGCUCUGCAUCCUAAUAUGCAUGGCUCUGAAGCUUUGGACGAACGAAUGCCGAGCAGCCUGCUUCCUCUUUGAAAUGCAGAGGUUGGCUGCGGUUCAGAGUUGGACUAAGGCAAGAUGGGACUUCAUUUCAGUAACUGAAGGGAAGCCUGCACACUGCCCAUUCCAAAUGUCCUCGAUAGCAAGUUCUCGGGUGAGCUCAGACUCAAGUGGACUCUGCUCUUAUCACCUGGUUUAAGCUUGUUUUAUCUUGCGCUCUUAAAAGAGCCGAGAUACUUGAUGACUCAUAAAUGACGGGAAGUAAACAUUUCCAGUUCCUGAUGUCAACAAGAAACACAUUCUCAAGCCAUCAGCGAUCUGAACUGACCCUGUUUCACAGCUGUGUAAACAUCUGAGCAUUUUCAUAAGAUUUAGGAAUAGAUCUACAAGGGCUGAUGAUUUUAAACUCUGAAGUAUCAGAGUACCCGACCUUUUAAAAUAAAGUGGUUUUGGAUUUUUGUAAAGAAACCUAAACUCGAGGCUGGAGUGAUGGCUACGUGGUUAAGAGCAUUGACUACGCUUCCAGAAAUCCCCAGUUCAGUUCCCAGCAUCUACAGGGCAACUGGCAAUUAUCUGCAACCCCCGUCCUAGAGGAUCUGGUACCCACCUAUGUGGGCAUUGCAAGCACGGGGCACACAGACACAGAGGGAGGCAAAACAGCUAUAUAUGUUAUAAAUAAACAAAUAUUAUUAAAAAAAACCUAAA
Messenger RNA from Mus musculus (house mouse), 2142 nucleotides. It is a transcript of the gene Rassf6, whose product is annotated as Ras association (RalGDS/AF-6) domain family member 6. NCBI's taxonomy places the organism in Eukaryota, Metazoa, Chordata, Mammalia, Rodentia, Muridae. Bases 237 to 1349 code for a protein of 370 amino acids. The transcript has 13 exons. The record is from RefSeq and is a predicted model, not a curated record. Gene Ontology annotation, biological process: signal transduction.